Molecule: messenger RNA, 978 nt
Organism: Chenopodium quinoa (quinoa)
Lineage: Eukaryota; Viridiplantae; Streptophyta; Magnoliopsida; Caryophyllales; Amaranthaceae
Exons: 5
Coding region: 1-978 (325 amino acids)
Molecular function (GO): zinc ion binding
Source: RefSeq, a predicted model, not a curated record
AUGCACUUGCCCUUGUUUAAUUGUUUUAGAGGGUGUAGGCCUCUUAUUGGUCUUGAUGGAUGUCAUCUAAAGGGCUCAUAUCCAAUUCUGAUAUUGGUAGCUAUAGGGAAGGAUAAAAAUAAUCAAAUAUUUCCAUUUGCAUGGGCAACAACUGAGGUGGAAAACAAAGAAACCUCGGGAUGGUUUUUGGAGUGUUUAAAGAAUGAUGUUGGUGAUGUGGCUGAGGGUUUGGGUCUGACUUUCAUGUCAGAUAGGCAGAAGUUUACUGGUUUAACCUUCAAGGAGCUCUUCUGGAAUGCAGCUAGGGCCACCAUUCUGUUUGAUUUUGAGGUAGCCAUGGAGUCCAUAAGACUUCUGUCAGAAGAUGCCUAUGAAUACUUAGCAAAUUUACCAACACAACAUUGGUCUAAGCAUGCAUUUUCUGAUUUUUGCAAGUCAAACAUGAUAUUGAACAAUGUUUGUGGAACAUUUAAUGCUGUGAUCAAGGAUGCUAGGGAUAAACCCAUUCUCACUCAAAUGGAGUGGAUGAGGAAAUAUAUGAUGAAGAGAAAUAGUGAGAAAUGGGAAAUAAUUCAGAAAAUGGAAGGGAAGGAUACUCCUUAUGUGGCUAAGGUGUUUGAGAGAAUGGAAAAGGUUGCUAGGUAUUGCAUAGUCCAACUAUUCAGAGGGGACAACUAUGAUGAGGUUGAGUUGAAUGGGGAUAAAGUGGUGGUUGACCUACAACAAAGAACAUGCUCUUGUUAUCAUUGGAAGUUGACUGGAAUUCCUUGUGUACAUGCUUUUGCAUGCCCAAAGCAUUGGGAGAAAAUUGACAUGAGACAACCACUCCCUCCUCCAGUUAAGGUUAUGCCAGCAGGGAGGCCUAAAUCUAAGAAGAGAAAGCUGGAAAAGGGAGAAAAGGGAGAGGGAGCAGGACAAAGCAAAGAUACUCAACCUAAGGCCCCUAAAAUCCAGAAAAGAUGCAGGAACUGUGGUUAA